Scophthalmus maximus (turbot) is the source of this 1389-nucleotide messenger RNA. Its product is annotated as calcium uniporter regulatory subunit MCUb, mitochondrial. The coding region runs from base 148 to 1158 and encodes 336 amino acids. Lineage: Eukaryota; Metazoa; Chordata; Actinopteri; Pleuronectiformes; Scophthalmidae. Gene Ontology annotation, cellular component: uniplex complex; mitochondrial inner membrane. Gene Ontology annotation, biological process: calcium import into the mitochondrion; mitochondrial calcium ion homeostasis. Gene Ontology annotation, molecular function: calcium channel inhibitor activity. The transcript has 8 exons. The record is from RefSeq and is a predicted model, not a curated record.
ACCGUCACGUCUGUUGUUCUUCCCGCACCCAUACGACGGCUCGUCUUCGUCGGGCAGCGCCGAGCUCUCCGGGUCUCUUCCGUGUCUCCCGCGGGAAUGCCCCGACGACGACAACAACACGGCUGAACAACGGCGAACGGCUGGACGAUGGCUUCCGUGCGGAUGGUGCGCAAAGUUGCGGCGAGACUUUGGGGAAGUGUUCGCCCUCUUCCCCGCGGCCCCCCGAGCGCCCGGCCGCCCGCGUCUCUCCACCGGGUUCAGCAGAGGCAGCCUCUACUUGGAAAUUGCCAAGCUCUUUUCUACAGUACACUCCCACCAUCCAGUGAUGUGUCUUUGAAGUACAAAUAUGGCCGCUUGGUUCUGGAGGUCCCGUUGCCGUCCAGGAAUGAGAAGUGUCUGUUCUUCCUCAGACCCAUGCUGAUGAGUGUGGGAGACCUGAUCAAAGAUCUGCAGAGAGAGGACCCUGGAGCGGCUGCUUCCAUUUUCUCCAAGGAUGGAGAGCAUGUAGGCAGCACCACGCUCAUAGACGCUCUGCUUGACAAGGACUUCCAGCUCGUCCUCAACGACGCAGUAUAUGAUGUCAAAGCGCCUGAAAAGGUGUGUACGUCCAGUGAGCACGUCAUGGAGCUGGAGGACAUGAAGCAUGUCGUGCAUCUGCUGCACACGGCGCUGCACAUGCCGGAACACCACCUGCUGAAGGAGAGGGAGCUGCUGGAGAAACUGGACAACCUCAAACAGGAACUUACACCUCUGGAGAAGAUGAAGCAGCAGCUGUCCAACACAGCACAGUUCCACACCUCCAGGGUCGUCUGGACCGGCAUGGCCCUGUUAUCUGUGCAGGGUGGUGCUCUGGCCUGGCUCACCUGGUGGGUCUACUCGUGGGAUGUAAUGGAGCCCGUCACUUACUUCAUCACCUACGCCACCAGCAUCGGAGUCUUCGCCUACUACGUCCUCACCAAACAGGAUUAUGUGUACCCAGAGGUCAAAGACAGACAGUUCCUGCAUUACUUUUAUAAGGGAGCCAGCAGGAAACAAUUCAGUGUGACAAAAUACAACGAAUUGAAGGAGGAACUGGCUCAGGUGGAGGAGGACCUGAGACGCCUGAAAUACCCAACUCAACUUCAGCUGCCACUCGAACAGAUCCUGCCAAAGCCUUGAGCGAAGUCAAGCCAUGAAGAGUCGUCACUCACACCCACACGCAAGGAAGCAAAAAAAAUAUAUAUAAUUCUGCUUUAUUUUGAUAAUGGCCCCUUUUUACCAGGAAUCCAUGUCAUGUCAUUCUGUGUUCUGUUUACAAUCUUGAUAACGAUGCCAAUAUCUUUGAGAACAAUAAUAACACCAAGGACUGUUGAAAUAAAAAGUAUUUCCCCAACAUUGGGAGCAUCUCCA